CGAAUUAAGUGGCGGGGGGACUUCGCAGAGGUGGGGACUGCGAAAGAAAUGUCGCCAUCCACCUCCACCCCUCGCAGCCGCUGUGUUUUGCUGCAGUGCCUUCUCGGACCGUGCUCUUAUCCAACGCAGCCUCUCGCCUCUUUACUCCAGAGUAGUUCUCUCCCUGUUUAACUCGCAGCCCUUUCUGCCUCGGGCCCCUCUUCCUUUGCAUUACUGAAGCCGUGAGCAAAGUUCGUAAGCCGGGAUGCAUGAGGAGGCUCGGAUGGACCCCGUGCAGAAAGCGGUGAUCAACCACACUUUUGGGGUACCUGUAGCCAAGGCCAAGCGCCCCAUCAUCUCUUGUAACGUCUGCCAGAUCCGCUUCAAUUCUGAGAGCCAGGCUGAAGCGCACUACAAGGGAAACCGCCACGCCCGGCGAGUAAAGGGAAUUGAGGCUGCCAGGACGCGGCAGAAGGAGUCCGGAGCCCGCGAGGGAGACAAGCCAGGGCCCGUUGGCAGUCCAUCCUCCAGCACUGGGGAAAGCGAUUCUGACCGCACAGCAGAACAGCUAAACGGCAUUGGGGGUGCAGUCACGGUGCCCCCUCUGCCAGCUCCAGCUUCUCCAGAUAAGCAGGCCUGCCUGGCCUCUCCAGCCGCUGCCGCAACGCCCCACUCGGCCCCCUGCCCUGAACCAAGCCAGAGUUCCACAAGUGGGCCAGCCUGGGGUACCAAGGUGGCCGAGAUCUCAGCGGUGGCAGCUGCCGCACCAGCCGCUUCCGGGGUGGCUCCCCAGAGCAAUGGCAGCACCAAGCCCGACGAAGAGAAGGCCAAGAAGCUGUUGUACUGCGCACUCUGCAAAGUGGCUGUCAAUUCGCUGUCUCAGCUUGAGGCUCACAACAAAGGCACAAAGCACAAGACUAUCCUGGAAGCACGCAGCGGGUUGGGACCUAUCAAGGCAUAUCCACGCCUGAGCCCCACGGCUGGAGGGGAGCCAGGCAGCCAAGAUCCCAGUGCUCAGGAGAGAACCUUCCACUGUGAAAUCUGCAAUGUCAAAGUCAACUCGGAGAUCCAGCUCAAACAGCACAUUUCCAGUCGGCGGCACCGGGAUGGAGUAGCCGGGAAGCCCAACCCCUUGUUGAGUCGGCACAAGAAGCAGCGAGGCAUGGCAGAGCUGCCGAGCUCCCUGGCCUUCCCCAAGGAGCUUCCCAAGUCACUGGCAGCUGGACUGCUGCCCAAUCCACUGGCCGUAGCAGCCGCCAUGGCAGCAGCUGCCUCCACGCCCCUGACGCUGCGACCAGCCCCGACGCCGCCACUGUUGCAGGGCCCGCCUCUGACUCACCCGCUACUGCGCCCAGCUCCGGGGCCCAUCCGAACUGCACAUGGACCCAUCCUCUUCUCGCCGUACUGAUGCCACCCUGUCCGCCCACCUGCCUGCCACAAUCCUGGGACUCCUGGCACCACUGGAACCGCCCCCCAGCAACUAGCAACCAGUCCCAGCAAUGUCACAUGGCAUCCGGUCCCAUCCGACAGGAGCAUUUUACUCCCCCCUCCCCCCUUUUUUUCUUUUUAACUGGAAAUGGAUUUAUUUUUCGGAGAAGAGAAAAGGGACAACCCCACCCUUCCACCAACACAUGCACACACACAUGCACGCACACCACAGUGACUCCCCACCCCUUCCAGGGGCCUGGCCAAAUCUGCACAAGUGCUAGGCUCCCCCAUGGGUGGGCUGGGGUGCUCGUGCGUGCGUGCGUGUCUGUCGCAUCUCUCGAGGUACGAAAGGCUGGGGAGUGGCAGUGCCUCCCCAGGACUCCAUGGAGCACUGAAAGGGGAGGCAGUUCUGGUACCUCAGGGACUGAUCAGCAAGCAAUUUCCCUUCAUCCCAGAGCUAAGGGGGGCCCUUGGCCCCCCCCAUACAAGCCAUUGUCCACUUGCACUGAGAGGCGGGGGUGUGUGUGUAUGUGUGAGUGUGUGUGUGCACGGGACAGAAGACAAGGGCCUCUAGAAAAAGAGUCCCUACUGCAAUAAUGCUGGCCGGCACCUCCAUGUACAUGCCCCUUGAUUCUGCACCCCACCCCACCCCUGUGCUCAUACCAUCCUCACUGCGCUUCCAUGCAACAGGGGCCCCCCGUGGGCCCCUCACCACUGCACUUCUAGAAGAGACUGGCCGAGCAAGUACUGUGUUCCUGCUUCCCAUGCCCCCUCCCCAGUUCCUUCUGCACCAAGAGGGAGAUGGGCAUCCGCCCACUGAGUCGAGCUUGUCAACUCGGGAGGAACCAGGGAGCCUCCUCAUCUGAAUCAAGGAAAGCACCACACUCAUCGCCUACCCUGGAAACAGCCAUGACGGGCCUCCAAGAAGAAGGGUCAGGAUCCCUCCCAAGGAGUUGCUUGCAUCUCUUUCUGCCUGUAGACCUUUCCUUUGGGUUAUUUUCCAUGGUUGCCAUGGUAGCACAACAUCUCUCCCUGGCCUUCCCCUUGCCUCUUUCUGCAGCACUGGGUUCCCAUCCCUUUUCUUGAGCAAGUGGGACGUUAACCAAGAGGCCAGGUUGUUAGUGUCCUGGAGAUUAAGCAGCUCCCUCCUAAAGCCCAGCCCCGCCCAAAGCGCAUAAAAUUCCAGAUGCUUGUUAAAUUCCCUGGCACUCGUCCUACUUGGCGCCUAUUGGUGGACUGUGUGUGUGUGUGCUUAUUAACGGAACAAUGAAGGUUCAGGUUUGUUCUCGUGCGCAUGCCAUGGUCUGCAGUUUCCCAUCUCCCCAGGCAGAAGAAUAAUGCAAGGCUCCAAACAGAUCCCCACAGCCCAGGGAGGAAGGUCUUCCAUGCCAUGGCUGGUAUCCUGGCCACCACUACUCUCCCCUGCCCUCUGCCCCUUACAAAACUGUGACUGAAGUUCAGAGCAAUAGAGACACUGGCGUGCUGGGGGGAGGGGGACCCACCUUCCCCCCAUCCGGCAUGAAUCACGCCAGCCCUGUCCCGUGUUACCUCAGUCCUAGAAGCCCCCAGGGCAAUGUCUCCCUCCAUCUACCCACUCUGCCCAUACCCCAGGUGUCCUGGUCACCCCAGAGUGUCUGUCUCUGUUCACCAUCUAUCUGUCCAUGCUGAACUUUCUUCCUGCCUGUCUCUCUCUCUCUCUCUUUCUCUCUCUUUCUCUCUCUCUCUCUCUCUCUCUCUCUCGCUGACACCAAUGCCUUUCUGCUUCAUCCCAUAUCGCUCCUUUGAUUCUGCCCCUGCCUCCCUACCCUUUGACAACAAUAAACAAAGUGAUAAGGCUCAUCUACA
This is a messenger RNA of Varanus komodoensis (Komodo dragon), 3252 nucleotides long. It is a transcript of the gene ZNF385A, whose product is annotated as zinc finger protein 385A. Bases 245 to 1387 code for a protein of 380 amino acids. NCBI's taxonomy places the organism in Eukaryota, Metazoa, Chordata, Lepidosauria, Squamata, Varanidae. Gene Ontology annotation, molecular function: zinc ion binding; nucleic acid binding. Gene Ontology annotation, cellular component: nucleus. The record is from RefSeq and is a predicted model, not a curated record. The transcript is spliced from 7 exons.